GAAGGUUUGCGGAGGGUUUUCGAUCCAUGGACGUCGGAAUUUUCCCCGCAUUGUCAAUUCGGUGCGCGAAUGAUCGAUUCAACGAGUAUUCGCCGAAUUUCCGAGUGUGCGGAACGUGGUCCAAUGCUGCUGGAAGUGAUUUGUUCAGGCGCUGACAUUGCGAUCACGAUGAAUCGCAGCGAGCGUUUUCAUUGCUCCAUCGAUUCACCUGCCAUCUUUUGAAGUAUUAUAUUCGACAGCAGAUAUGUAAAGAUGCCCACUUUGCAAUUCAUUGGCAUCUGUUGACGGUGGUUCGAGAGAUGGUCCGCACUGGUGGUUGUGUAGUAGAUCUGGGAGACGGAUGCUUUUUUGCUGAGAAGGACUUGCGUGGGAAGGACAUUACGUAGCCCGUCUCGUCUUCACCCAAAAGUAGAAUCUCAAUGUGAGGAAUUCAGGAAGAACGAAACGCCGAGGGGAAGGGUGAUCGGCUUGGGGUUUGCACAAGUACAAUGUGCGGAGUCUUACCGAAGGUCGGUAUCUGAAAGAUCAAGCUUUGAAUCCUGGAGAGUACACGCUUUCAAAGAAUGUAGAGGCACUUGUCAUGAUUAAACGCGUCAAUCCUCAAUUGUGUACAGAAUCAUCAUACUUUCGAAAAACGAAUGCCACUUUUACCUGGAAGGCGAUGUUUGCUACGACCACUGAAGUAAAGUCUUGAGAUUAGACAUAUGGAAAAAUUGCUACUUCGUGCAAGAGCACAGAGCUACUGCAUGUGUGGAAUUACGGAAAGUUGAGAAAUUUGAGCGCUUGGGGCCGUCCAGGCUUUCAAGUCGAAGUUCAGAAGUGCAAGAAUUUAAACUCGCCGUACUCUUCCAAUUUUGCGCAUGACACAUCUUGAAAAACCGAAGUACAUCUUACACUGCGGUAACAUUCCUUAUUCUGGAAACCACGGGAAGGAUGAAAGGAAGUAUGAAGUUGGUGGUGCUCAAAGACAGGAUAUAUGAAUGCAGAUACAUAGAGCUGCCACAUGCGAUCAAACCCAAAGCAACGUCAAGAAGAAAGAGGCAUAGGAUCAUCGCAGAGCGCAACGACUUUUGCUGUAGAGCCAAAACUGUUGUUACGAUGCACGAGUUUGAAAGCAUGUGGUAGUAAGAUAGCGCAAUCGCAAUGUCCAAUACAACGAACGGAGUGAAGGUUUUUACCGUGGUUGUUCUGUCGGGGAGUUUGUUCUUCCUGAUUUACCACAUUGGAAGGAGAAGGCUCCAGCAAAUACCGAAACCCGAUUCACCCAGGGAAACUCCCCUUAACCCGAGACCCGCCAAAGGUCCUGGAGGACAUCAUCAGAGAUACUUCAGUCAUCACUAUGAAAAGUCAUAUCCCCGAAUUUCGUCCAUUUCAGAAGCCGUCGUAUCCUCCCAACCAAGUGCACGUAGCAGCCGAGGGCAUACAGGAACUAACAACAGAUACGGUACUGAUGAAGUUCAUGAUGAUGCAUCUACAGCUUCAGAACAUUCCGAUGCAGACACUCCUAGUUCUAACCCUUACGUGCUUUCCAGUACUGAUGCCGCCCUUCGAAAUAACCUAGAAAACAGAGGCAAAAAACUGAGGUUUGAGCUAGGUUCUGGAGCCGAACAGUCCUUCUUGGACCACUUAAGCAACAGUAGCACCUUUGGCCAUCAGCAAGCACCAAGUAAUGACACUCGGCACAUUUCUCCAGGCGAUUUGUCGUCAUUUGAGCAGACUGUCAAUGACCACAAACAGGAAACGAGACAGAAGGGUGUGGCCGGAUGUAGCACCACCAUAGACAGAGUGCCCAGAGACGCUGCUGAGCAUUCAAGCUUUCUGGGAAUUGUACCGCUUGAGCGCACCGUACCACAUAAGAAAGCCUUGAUCUCAUCUUCUAUAUCGCCGACAACUUCUUUCUUCAAGGCCCUACUUUACAGCUUUAUGUGGUGUAUUCUCAGUCAUUCUUUUCUUCUAUUCAGCACGACAGGCAUGGGAGUCACGAUGGCUACAUUUCCAGCUCCUUUUCUCAGGAUCACUGUGCACUUUAUUAUACAGACAAUACUUGCUUCCUGCAUGCUUCGAUGGCCCAUGAAACGAAUUAUUUCCAUGUCUUGGACCACAUUCUUGUGGCGAGUUUUUCCAGUUGCAGUGGCAGCAACAGUAGAUCAUGAACCGCAAGCUACCCCUUUCUCCAAUGUUUGCGAGAAUCUAAAAGUGCCGGUUGCGAAUAUUUUGGCCUGCAAGUGUGAGGGACCUUUCAAUGAUAUGCGGAACAUCUUCAGGGAGAAAGCUCUACUGGCUGUAUGCCGUGUACAGUCGAAGUGCAAAGCUUGCGUGCCUCUCAUUGUUGUCGUGCUUACCACAAUAUUCAAAUUGGACGAGCAUAGCCACAGUGCCUUUUGCAACAUUGUGACCAUUUCUGUCGGAUUUAUGAUAGCAGUUUACAAGGAGGAAGAAGUCGAGAACUGGAGCUUGACAGAAUCUUCUCUGGGUUCUGCUAUUUCUGCAUUUCGAUUAGCCGCAACCCAGAAUCUACUCCAGAAUAGAGAAAUUGGCUUGGUUAGCCCCGUAGUGACUAUGAGAGCCUUGGCACCGGCGAUGGCGUUAGUGACAGCCGUUUCGUCUUAUUUCGUUGAUCCUUGGAGAACCUUACAUAUGACAGAGUUCUUCAACACGACUGAGCAUACUUUGAAGACUUGGGCACAUAUUGUCGUCGGAGCUUUUCUCGAGACAUCUGUGGCAUUGUCUGAAUUAGUAGUAAUAUACCACUCAAGCGCAAAUGCCAUGAUUAUCGUUGUCAUGUUCAAGGAAGUUGCCUUGUUGACGGUCUCCCGCUUUCAUUAUCAAAAUUACACUCGUUUAAAUGCAAUUGGACUCGGUGUGUUUUACUCCGGCGUGUUGUACUACACCUGGCUGAAAUACCGGAAGGUUGUGAAGAGGCUCAAAUCUCAGGAGGCAUUCCACCCACCGGUACCUUCAGGAGAAGGGAGUAGUUCUUCAGUGGGAAGAAGCUGUAUUGUUCCUACAGACAUCCUUAGUAGAUCAGGGUCUAGGAUCUGGGCGGCAGGGUCCAGUUGUGUUGAUCGACUGCUUCGACUGGAUGGAGGUCUUAGAAAUGUUGUCGGAAUUUGUGGGGAUCGUUUCAGUUCCCUGUUCAGACGGUUUGCGUAGGCAACAAUCCAGACUGGUUGAAGUUGUAAUUUAUCUCUUUCGCUUGAAGGGUGAGGCUGCUUGAUCGUUUGCUUCCACAUCCAGAAUGUUGGUCAGAAGUCGACGAUCGUUCAAAUAUCAUCUAUCUCUGUCAGUGUUGUGGUAGUCACAUCCAUAGAGUUGCAAAUCUUCACCGUUUACUAAUGUAAUCAAUUCUCCCUAACAGAUGUAGAGGGUGUCACGAACUUUUGGCACGAAAAGAACCUGUCGUAAGACGUCUAAGAUACUGAAUGCUUUCAAUCUUAUGGUAUUCGGA
This is a messenger RNA of Marchantia polymorpha subsp. ruderalis, 3448 nucleotides long. NCBI's taxonomy places the organism in Eukaryota, Viridiplantae, Streptophyta, Marchantiopsida, Marchantiales, Marchantiaceae. The record is from the annotation of a GenBank genome assembly.